GACGCAUGCGUCACCGUUCGAGGACUCGCCUGCUGCAAUUUUGGAAUCUUGUCAACAAACAUCUCACUGCUGCCUUAACCGGUUACCUAGUCCAACCUUCCUCGCGUCCGCGCCUUUCGUUUCUUUUUCUUUUUUUUUUUCCCCACCGAUCGAAGGUUGACAGUGUGGGCUCCAGCCGCGAUAUAGAUCUCGUUCCGGAAACGUUUAACGUCGGCAUUAAUCGAAAGAUUUAUCGGUGUACAUCACGCGGCGUAUAUAUACAGCACGAAGAGGAAUGUUAUUCCAUCCGAUGAACAAUUGGCCAAAGUGAUUCUUUUUAAGGAGAAAAAUCCUUUUUUCUUUUUUUUUUUUUUUUUUUGCGAACGGGAACAUUUGUGAUACAGUGAGAAAGUGUCUUUGAAUAUUGAAUAAAAAAAAAAAAAGAAAGAAAGAAAGGAAAAAAAGAUUGAUGAGUUGAGAAAGGGGUCGAAAGGGGUUGUACACACGCACGUGUCAGAGAAUGGAGGACGAGGAGACUGAGACCGAUCGGUCGAUCGCCGAGACUCUCUCCAAAAGUAUCGGAUUCCGGCGAAUCGAUAUUGUCCUCGAUCAUCCUCAAAAGGUCUAUUACAGCGGACAUCGGAUCUCGGGGAACGUCCACUUGGAGCUGGACGAGCCGACCAACGCUUUGGGAAUUAGGCUAAAAUGCAAGGGGGAGGCUCAAGUGUAUUUCACCGAUCGAUCAGCUGGCAUUCGACGUAAGUUUUCAGCGUUCGAGAAUUAUCUCCACGUGGAAACGUAUGUUGUCGGCGAUGGUAAAGAAAAAUCUGUGAUAACUGGAGGCGUCUACCCGUUCAGCCUAACGCUCCCAGAGAAGUUGCCGUGCAGCUUCGAGGGCCGAUACGGACGAGUACGAUACUCGAUUAGGGCAUUGUUGGACGUAACGACCAUUUAUCGGUUUUCCACCAAUAUUAUUCCAUUCACGGUGGCUCCUAUUCUUGACCUUAAUCGAGAUCCUCUCGCUCCCUUGCCUAUAAAUAUCAAACAAUCGAAGAUGUACAUCGGCCAAACAGAAUCCCUCACCGUGUCCAUGUCUCUUCCGGUUCGAGGUUACGUCCCUGGCCAAGCUAUACCGAUCACGAUACUCAUGACGAACCUCUCUACAGUUGUGGUUACCAAAAUUAGAAUCGUUUUUAAAAAAGUGGUGUCUUAUCACUCGACGGAAAAGUCGCGUAAGCACAAAGAAAUCAUAGUAGAAGUAGAACAGCCCGUUAAUAAAGACUCCGAUACGUACGACGUCACGUUUGACGUUCCUGCAGUACCACCUACCGGGAUGAUCCACUGCAACAUCAUCGACGUUCUGUACACGCUUAAAGUCGAGGCCUGCGUAGACGUGAGCGAGUGGUACUACAGAAUGUUUCAGAAGAACUUGAAACUGCGAACAAAUAUAGUGGUCGGCACUGUACCGCUUCAAAAUUACGAGACCCCGCAAAAAACGACGGACGUGACGGAGGAUUUUUCGCUUCAUCCCCAAUGUACCACGGCCACGGAAGAAUACGCGGACGACACGCAGCCGUUGAAAAACUCAGAGAGGGUGGAGAGGGGGAGGUCGAGUUUGUCUCCAGCAGUACCGUUAUACGAGAAAAGUCAAAUAUAUCGAUCCUCGAAACCGGACAAGGACGAUCCCACGGGAGACGAUGGUGACAGCGAUGGAGAAGUCAAGCCGUAUUCACCUAUGUAUCGCGUGUACAAAUUCAAAUCAUCUCUGAAAAAAGCUCGUUAGACGCGUGCUUCGAUACGCGUAGAGGAGAAAGAGAGACGGAGAGAGAAAGUGAGAGAGAGAGAGAAACACAGCAUCGUUCGAUUAAUCGUUGAAAUCGUUUCAACGUUUACAGUGUCCGCAACGGAUAUUCGCGAGAAGAGAAGAGAAGAGAAGAGAAGAGAAGAGAAGAGAAGAGAAGAGAGGAGAGGAGAAGAGAAGAAUAAAAAAUUGUGAUGAUUCAUUGAAAGUAAAAGAGAAUUGCCGUUUCCUGAAAAAAAUUUUAUACAUUUUAAGAGUACGUGGAAAAAUAUGUACGCGAACGAAUUUUACGUCCAAUUUAACGCUGUAUCGAUCGACCGGUUGCCUUCGAAUUCUUGCCUUUAGUUUCUUAUUUUCUUAAAAAAGAGGGAAAAAGAAAAUAGCGGGGGAAAGGAUUAUUAGAACGAGGAGAAGCACAGAGUGAGAUAUUAAAAUCCGUUGGGACCAACCUGUGCAGCUAAUUAAAUUCCGUAAUCACGCGAGCAACUCGCGAAAGCAAAGUUAUUCUAUAAUAAUUGUUCGAACCGUGCGAGCUCCCGAUACCAUCGAAACGAAGUUUAUGAAAACACUUAACAACAUGUAUUGCUUUAAAUGUUCAAUAAAAAUAUUCUCGA
Molecule: messenger RNA, 2394 nt
Organism: Apis laboriosa (Himalayan honeybee)
Lineage: Eukaryota; Metazoa; Arthropoda; Insecta; Hymenoptera; Apidae
Product: arrestin domain-containing protein 17-like
Exons: 8
Coding region: 500-1762 (420 amino acids)
Biological process (GO): protein transport
Cellular component (GO): cytoplasm
Source: RefSeq, a predicted model, not a curated record